GUUUCCGCUGCUGCCUGUGAAAGGCUUUAAAGCGCUCCUCGACUUUUCUCUCUCAGUCUCUCUUCCCCGCUCUCGUAGCUUCCAUUUUCUAAGUCAGCGCUUCUCUGUUAAGCUGGAAUUGAUAAGUUAAAAGUGGACUUGGAUUCUGAUUCUGCGUUUCUGGAGGGAAAGAUAGAGAGAGAGUUUUCUAGAGAGAGAUAGAGACAUGAAGGUGGAAAGAAGUGAUGUCGUAAAAAAGAUAAAGAUUGGAGUCUGCGUGAUGGAAAAGAAGGUAUUUUCGGCACCGAUGGAACAGAUACUAGAGAGGUUACAGGCAUUCGGUGAAUUUGAGAUCAUAUACUUUGGGGACAAGGUCAUUCUUGAAGAACCAAUUGAGAGAUGGCCAAUAUGCGAUUGUUUGAUUUCCUUCUAUUCCACUGGCUAUCCCCUUGAAAAGGCGGAGGCAUAUGCUGCUCUAAGGAAGCCUUUUCUGGUAAAUAAAUUGGAGCUGCAAUACCUUCUUCAUGACCGAAGGAAGGUAUACGAGUGUCUUGAAAUGCAUGGAAUCCCUGUUCCAAGAUAUGCCUUCGUAAAUAGAGAAGUACCGUAUCAAGAGCUGGAUUAUUUUGUUGAGGAAGAUGAUUUUGUUGAGGUUCAUGGAAAUCGUUUUUGGAAGCCAUUUGUGGAAAAGCCUAUUGAUGGGGAUGAUCAUAGUAUUAUGAUAUAUUACCCAAGCUCAGCAGGUGGAGGUAUGAAGGAAUUAUUUAGGAAGGUUGGUAAUCGUUCCAGUGAGUUUCAUCCAGAGGUCAGAAAAGUGAGGCGUGAAGGCUCCUAUAUAUAUGAGGAAUUUAAGCCCACUGGAGGAACAGAUGUCAAGGUGUAUACCGUUGGCCCUGAAUACGCACAUGCUGAGGCAAGGAAGUCUCCUGUUGUUGACGGUGUUGUUAUGAGAAAUCCAGAUGGCAAGGAAGUGAGGUAUCCUGUGUUACUGACACCAACUGAGAAGCAAAUGGCAAGAGGUGUUUACAACGCAUUUAGGCAAGCGGUUUGCGGGUUUGAUCUCUUGCGUUCUGAUGGGCAUUCAUAUGUUUGUGAUGUGAAUGGGUGGAGCUUUGUGAAAAACUCUCACAAGUAUUAUGAUGAUGCUGCUUGUGUGUUAAGGAAGAUGUUUUUAGAUGAAAAAGCUCCUCAUCUUUCUUCAGUGAUUCCACCAACUUUACCUUGGAAACUCAAUGAAUCAGUCCAGCCUUCUGAGGGAUUAACUCGUCAGGGAAGCGGGAUUAUUGGCACAUUUGGGCAGUCUGAGGAACUACGUUGUGUAAUUGCCAUUAUUCGUCAUGGUGAUAGGACUCCUAAACAGAAGGUGAAGUUGAAGGUUACUGAGGAAAAGCUGUUAAACUUGAUGUUAAAAUACAAUGGGGGACGACCAAGAUCUGAGACAAAACUUAAAAGCGCCAUUCAGUUGCAAGAUUUGUUGGAUGCUACACGAAUGCUUGUACCUCGUACUAGACAAGGUCGAGAGAGUGACAGUGAAACAGAAGACUUGGAGCAUGCAGAAAAGCUUCGCCAAGUCAAAGCAGUGCUUGAGGAGGGUGGACAUUUUUCUGGUAUUUAUAGGAAGGUUCAAUUAAAGCCAUUGAAGUGGGUUAAAGUUGCAAGAAGCAAUGGUGAAGGGGAAGAAGAACGACCGGUGGAAGCUCUCAUGGUUCUUAAAUAUGGGGGUGUUCUUACACAUGCUGGCAGAAAGCAGGCUGAAGAAUUGGGAAGAUAUUUCCGAUAUAACAUGUAUCCAGGUGAAGGCACUGGCCUACUUCGCCUCCAUAGUACAUUUCGUCAUGAUCUUAAAAUUUACAGUUCUGAUGAAGGUCGUGUGCAGAUGUCUGCAGCUGCAUUUGCCAAAGGCCUUCUUGACUUAGAAGGGCAGCUAACCCCAAUCCUGGUUUCACUUGUUAGCAAGGACUCUUCUAUGCUGGAUGGACUUGAAAAUGCCAGCACUGAGAUGGAAGAGGCCAAGGCUAGGUUGAACAAGAUAAUAACUUCUUGUGCAAAGACAGUCCAAAAUGAUGACUCAUCUGAAUGCCCUUGGAUGGUGGAUGGCACUGGACUUCCUUCUAAUGCAUCUGAACUUCUUCCCAAAUUGAUGCAAUUGACUAAGAAGGUCACUGAACAAGUAAGGCUACUUGCCAAGGAUGAAGACGAGGAACUUACUGAUGUGAUCCCACCUUAUGACCAAGCAAAGGCACUUGGUAAAACAAACAUUGAUGUCGAUCGCAUUGCUGCUGGGUUACCCUGUGGUAGUGAGGGAUUUCUUUUGAUGUAUGCUCGCUGGAAAAAGCUUGAAAGAGACUUGUAUAACGAACGCAGAUUGCUGUUUGAUGUAACACAAAUUCCUGAUGUUUAUGACUCUUGCAAAUAUGAUCUCUUGCACAAUGCACAUCUUAAGCUAGAAGGGUUGGAUGAACUCUUCAAAGUUGCUCAGAUACUUGCAGAUGGUGUCAUCCCAAAUGAGUAUGGAAUUAAUCCAAAUCAGAAACUGAAGAUUGGCUCAAAGAUUGCUCGCCGUUUGUUGGGUAAAAUUUUGAUUGAUUUGAGGAAUACUCGUGAAGAAGCCAUCAGUGUUACUGACUUAAAGAGUAAUCAAGACCGACUUUCUUCAUCCAAGAAAGCUGAAAAGGAAGACACAGAAUAUAAAUCAAAGCUUUAUAUCAAGAAUGAUGACAUGAGAAGAAAUAGCACCGCAAGUGAUGUAUCAAUGGAUCAGGAUGAUGAUGAUGAUAAAGAGACCCAAUAUCGUUUGGAUGCACAGUAUGCAGCAAAUGUCAAUACACCUGAACGCCAUGUACGGACACGCCUUUACUUCACAUCAGAAUCUCAUAUUCAUUCCCUCGUGAAUGUUCUCCGUUACUGUGAUCUGGAUGAAUCUUUGCAAGGAGAGGAUAGCCUUCUCUGCCAUAAUACUUUGGAGCGCUUAUAUAAAACCAAGGAGCUUGACUACAUGAGCUACAUUGUGCUGAGGAUGUUUGAGAACACAGAGGUGGCUUUAGAAGACCCCAAAAGAUUCCGCAUAGAGAUGACGUUUAGCCGUGGAGCUGAUCUAUCCCCCUUGGAGAAUAAUGACAGUGAGGCUGCUUCCCUGCACCAGGAGCACAUACUGCCGAUAAUGGGUCCAGAAAGGCUGCAAGAAGUGGGAUCAUAUCUCACACUAGAGAAAAUGGAAAAGAUGAUUCGCCCCUUUGCCAUGCCUGCAGAAGAUUUCCCUCCACCAUCAAUCCCCGUAGGAUUCUCUGGCUAUUUCGCAAAAAGUGCAUUGCUUGAGCGUCUGCUGGCUAACAAGAUUCCAGGGCUCUUCGAAGUCGAAGGAUCAAAUUAACGCCAAUGUUAAUAACUAUAAAAGAGCAAACUGGCCUAUCGAAUGAUGAUUCACGUCCAUUAUUCACGAUGUGGGCUGCCGUAGUGAUGCCUCAGGGACUCCUCUAAAUAUGGUUUGAAAUGAACGACGAAAUCGAUGCCAAGAAAGUAAACUGCGCAAAGUGAUUCCCAAAAAUGAAACUAAAGUGGAUAAUGGCAGUUGCCUGCUGAAGUGCUUGCUUGCAUAUGCAUCACCCUCGGUAAAUGACAUGUUGGGAAGACAAUUUUCGGUACCAGAUAUUUCGACAGCUAGACUUCAGAAGGUGCCGUAUGAAUAUUUCCUAGCUUCUAAUUUGGGUAUGCUGCUGUAUUGUGUGGAGUGUGUUCUGGUUGAAGGCUGUGGAGGGAAGUGUGUAGCAGAUAGCAAAGGAUGAAGAAUCGUGGGCAACUGAGAUAACGGUCGUUCCAAACGGGGCAUUUUAAUACUUGAUGAAAUGGUGCAUUUCAAGACAAUAAUAUGAGGAAUUGAAGACUAAUCGAUACGGUGCAUUGCGGACGAGUUGGGCAACGUUGUUUUCCUAUUUUGCUUGUAAUAGAGAAAUCAAUUAGUUAGUUAGUUACGUCUGUUGGUUAGUUAGUUGGUUAGUUACAGAAGCUUGUAGUAUAAAAAGGAAGUCUCUUGUAUUCACACGGAUAUCGGGAUGAUUUGCUUAAACUGGUUUGUUUAGGAGCUUAGAGAUUGCUCGAAAAUCUUUUCUAGGAAUUGAAGUAG
Molecule: messenger RNA, 4099 nt
Organism: Juglans regia (Persian walnut)
Lineage: Eukaryota; Viridiplantae; Streptophyta; Magnoliopsida; Fagales; Juglandaceae
Product: inositol hexakisphosphate and diphosphoinositol-pentakisphosphate kinase VIP1-like
Exons: 33
Coding region: 206-3349 (1047 amino acids)
Biological process (GO): inositol phosphate biosynthetic process; inositol metabolic process
Molecular function (GO): 5-diphosphoinositol pentakisphosphate 1-kinase activity; inositol hexakisphosphate kinase activity; diphosphoinositol pentakisphosphate kinase activity
Source: RefSeq, a predicted model, not a curated record